GGGUCCAAUGUUUUCCUAAUAAUUUCCCAGAAAGGAACAAAUGUGACUGUAAAUUCAUAGGAAGAUUUCUGGAAAAGACUGUAUGUAGGGACAAUGGAUACAGUGAUCAGUUGGUACUCUUACGUAUUAGUAUUUCAGGUCAGCAAUAAAUGCCAAAAUGUAAGAUUUCUUUGCAGGCAAGCAACCAAUUCAACAUUGAGUAUUUCUAGUCAUUAGCCUUUGAACAGUUCUUAUAAGGAAAUAGCUCUCACUUCUACUGUCAAUGUUCCAAUAUAAUCAGUAACACAUUACAUAUCUCUUUCCAGAAACGUUUUUUAAGGAAAUAUCAGGAAAUUACACAACCCGUCCACUAUGUUUCUGACUUAUUUUGUCAAAUAAAUGACAAUCUAUUCGAAAGUCAAGUCCAGCACAACAUUAGAUGUUUAGUUAAGCCAGGGUUUUCCCUACUAUUAUAAGGCUACGGCGCAGCAUUCAAGCCGUUUUGGGCACCACCUAAGCCGAAUCAAUGUAAAAUCAAUGUGAACAUCAAAACUAACUUAAUGACUUUUUACAGAUCUAAUGGUUGUAGUUGGUCCCAGCUUUUGAGUUUUAUUUAUUAUCUGCUCUAGCUUGUCCAGCGUUUUAGACACAGAUAUAGUAGUAAUUAUGGUCCAAAAUAAUGUCAAAUUACAAUUAUUUUAAAUUGAAAAAUGUCACAUUUUCUUAAAGGAAGGACACCUAAACCCCCCGCCAAAUAUGUGCAUCCAAGUCUUCCGUAGACCUAGGGAAAACACCGGUUAAGCGUCCAAAGCCACUGCUUAACGGAUUUUCCCUGGUCUGUGGUCUCCCCUAAACCUGGUACUCCACUCUGGGAAAAGACAGCAAUCACUUGAAGCAGAGAAGGAUCCUGUAUCGGGGCGACGUUGGUCCUCGGGGUCCCGACACGCUUUCCAGGAGCAGAGAGUAGGCUGUGCGUGCAGACAUGUCGGGUCGCUCCGCUGCAGAGAUGGAUGACUCGCAGGAGCUGCCGACAAAGAAGGCCAAGCUUGAGAUGGACGGUGGACUGGAGAAGGAGCCAAGUGAUUUAGGUGACGAUGGGAGUCCAUCUGCUGUGUUGGGUUCUUCAGAGCAGGAAAGCUCUUACUCUGCCCUGUCCACAGCCCAACUUGAACCAGGUGAUCAGGAGCAUUCGGACGCAGACAGAGGGGCAGCACCUCGAGCAUGCGGUGACUCCAUGAACUCCUAUGCACAUCCUGCCACAGACUCAACAGCAACAUCUGAAUACACCCAACAGGUUUAUCAAGGAAGCAACCCAGAAGUGACGUCGUACACCAGCCAGGUGGCCUUUCCUCCUCUGGCCCAGUCCACUGCAUACUCGGCCUUCCUCCAGACAGGCCAGAACUACGGCCUCCCGCCCUUCGGUGCUAUGUGGCCAGGCAUUAAAACAGAGACAGGGCUGCCUGAGGCUCCCUCUGGUGGCCAGUCUGGGUUUCUCAGCUUCAGCAACGCAUAUACCUCAACCCAGCCAGGCCAGCUGCACUACUCAUACCCAAGCCAAGGCUCAAGCUUUACAACAUCCAGUGUGUACUCCAGCAUCCCUUCAGCUACGGCUGCUACCACAACCUCCACCACAGUGGCCCACCAGGAAUUUAGCAGCUACAACUCUCUGGGACAGGGUCAGUUCUCUCAGUACUACGCUCUGCCUCCCAGCUACGUGCCGGCCGGGCUGCCCAGCAGCGAUGACCACGGCGCCGGUGUGGGAGUGGCCGGAUAUUCAGCUGUGAAGUCGGAGCAGGCCGCCUCAGCUGGACUGCCUCCCAGAGAUGCGUCCCCACCAGAGAACCUCCCAGCAGGUGCAGCCCUUCCUACCAGUGUGGCUCUCCCCGCCGGAGCCAGGGAUCACGACGAGGUUGGACGUAGGAACUCUGUAGGCAAAGCCAAAGGGAAGGGCCGGAGGUCUGAUAGCUCCCCACCUGCUGACAGUGACCUGGAGCGCAUUUUCCUUUGGGAUCUGGAUGAGACCAUCAUUAUAUUCCACUCACUUCUCACUGGCUCCUACGCACAGAAGUUUGGCAAGGACCCAGCCACAGUGCUGAACUUGGGCUUGCAGAUGGAGGAGCUGAUCUUUGAGCUGGCAGACACCCACCUUUUCUUCAAUGACCUGGAGGAAUGUGAUCAAGUCCACGUUGAGGAUGUUGUCUCUGAUGACAACGGACAGGACCUGAGUAACUACAACUUCUUGGCGGAUGGCUUUAAUGGUUCCAGUGGUGGAGGGGCCUCAGGAACCACCACUGGAGUCCAGGGAGGGGUGGAGUGGAUGCGGAAACUGGCCUUUCGCUACCGUCGGCUAAAAGAGAUUUACAAUAACUAUAAAGGGAAUGUUGGAGGCCUGUUGAGUCCUAUGAAGAGGGAGCUGCUUCUCCAGCUUCAGUCUGACAUCGAGAACGUUACGGACGCAUGGCUCAGCACAGCCCUCAAGUCUCUGCUGCUCAUCCAGUCCAGGUCUGAGCAGAGGGGGAAGUGUAUGAAUGUGUUGGUCACUACCACUCAGCUGGUUCCAGCUCUGGCGAAGGUGCUGCUCUACGGCCUGGGAGAUGUCUUCCCCAUCGAGAACAUCUACAGUGCCACUAAAAUAGGGAAAGAGAGUUGCUUCGAGAGGAUCGUCUCUCGCUUUGGGAAGAAAGUGACUUAUGUGGUGAUAGGGGAUGGUCGAGAUGAGGAGUUUGCAGCAAAACAGCACAAUAUGCCUUUCUGGCGGAUCUCCACUCACGGCGACCUCGUGUCCCUGCACCAAGCGCUGGAACUGGACUUCUUGUAAAGGAGGGCAGCAUUGAAUGUCGCACGCUAAAGGGAAAAUGUAGUCGUCAUCGUCCUGUCGAUUUUUGUGGAGUGACAUUGUGCGAGAAAAGCCUCCACAACCCCUCAACGACACACACUUGCAUAUUUGAAAAUCUGCCCUCGCAAAGACGACUAAUGACUCCGUAUGUGUGACGGUGUGUGAUGGUAACGUACCGAGGUGGACUUUGGCUCGGAGCUGACUGCGAGAAACAGACUGGAUGCAUCAUUCGGCUGAGUUAGGGUUCCUCACGCCCAGCACUCCCCUCCUUUACGGCAGCUAACCUCACCACGGCUGAAACUGGCACUGAUUUGGACGCAGAAGGGAAGAAAUCACUUCAUUUUUUUUUUUUUCCUAGUCUUUGGUCUCAUUUUCUUUUCAAGUAUCAAAGUCUCUUGCAGUGAAACCGAUCCCUCUAAUUUGUAUGUCUCUUUCUGGCAUUGUCUUUACUUUUUUGUUGUUGUGGCUUUUUAUUUAGGCUCCGUGUUAACUGAAAGAAUAAUAGCAAAGCAAAAAAAAAAAGAAGUUCUUUCUUGGUUUGUUUUGCACUCAUACAAAGAAAUGAAAGCAUCAAUUUGCAGAAGUUACUGUAGUCAUAAAGUAUUAUAUCAUAAUCCCAGAAUUUAACAUUACGAAACUAGAUGAGGGUUAAAAAAAUGUAAUUUGGUCAUGACCUCCCCUCCUGACCCGACCAAACCACACCACCAGUCAGCUGUCCUGACCUCUCCACUGUGUUGCAACAGCAGACGUAUGGUCCUCUUUAGUAUGUGUGAUCUGUUGUCAGUGAGUAGGCUAUGUGGCGCCAGUCAUACUUCUCACAAACCUCAACCAGCCUUCCUGUGAGGUAGUAAGCAGAGCGGGAAGCACCAAACAUAAACCAAAACACUGAUGAUCAAUUUCUCAAUGACUCAGGAGUUUUCCAGUAGAGUUGGACUUCACUUUGGCGAGUAGACGAGAAGUGCAUUUCCUGCCCCAGCAGUAGUCGGUAGACAAUGCACGUGUCCAAUGAAGACUUUAGUAGCUGUGUCCCAAAUCCCAAAUAAAUACCAUUCUGUCAUCGCGGAUCAUG
This is a messenger RNA of Perca fluviatilis (European perch), 3884 nucleotides long. It is a transcript of the gene eya3, whose product is annotated as EYA transcriptional coactivator and phosphatase 3. The transcript is spliced from 19 exons. Gene Ontology annotation, molecular function: protein tyrosine phosphatase activity. The record is from RefSeq and is a predicted model, not a curated record. The coding region runs from base 962 to 2797 and encodes 611 amino acids. Lineage: Eukaryota; Metazoa; Chordata; Actinopteri; Perciformes; Percidae. Gene Ontology annotation, cellular component: nucleus. Gene Ontology annotation, biological process: multicellular organism development; cell differentiation; negative regulation of extrinsic apoptotic signaling pathway in absence of ligand.